This is a messenger RNA of Quercus lobata, 1758 nucleotides long. RefSeq names its product 7-deoxyloganetin glucosyltransferase-like. The coding region runs from base 9 to 1562 and encodes 517 amino acids. The transcript has 2 exons. Lineage: Eukaryota; Viridiplantae; Streptophyta; Magnoliopsida; Fagales; Fagaceae. Gene Ontology annotation, molecular function: quercetin 3-O-glucosyltransferase activity; quercetin 7-O-glucosyltransferase activity. The record is from RefSeq and is a predicted model, not a curated record.
GCUUUGUUAUGUUCGGCAGUUUGUCUAUAAGAAGAAGGCUUCGAACGACCCAAUCUUCUCCAAAACUUCCUAUUCUCUGUGUGUGUUUCGGUCAGAGAGAGAGAUCAAAGAUGGGUUCCAUUACAGCAGCUACAAAACCUCAUGUAGUUUGUGUAGCAUACCCACUUCAAGGUCACAUAAACCCAAUGAUCAAGCUAGCAAAACUCCUCCACCAUAAAGGGUUUCACGUAACUUUUGUCAACACAGAGUACAACCACAAACGCUUACUCAGGUCUAGAGGCCCCAACGCCCUCGAUGGCUUGCCUGACUUUCACUUUGAAGCCAUUACCGAUGGGCUGCCACCAGUAGAUGCAGAUGUUAGCCAAGACGUUCCUUCCCUUUGUGACUCCACCUCAAAGUAUUCGCUAGUUCCACUUUGCAACCUCCUUUCCAAACUCAACGACACUUCGGCUUCGAAUGUGCCGCCUGUGACUUGUAUGGUCGCAGAUGGUUGUAUGUCCUUCAGUCUUGAUGCUGCUGAAAAAUUCGGAAUUCCGAUUGCCCUUUUCUGGACUCCUAGCUCGUGCGGCGUCUUGAGCUAUAUGCACUAUCGCCAUCUAGUUGAACGAGGUUUAAUCCCCCUCAAAGAUGUAAGCGACCUAACAAAUGGAUACUUUGAAACUCCAGUAGAUUGGAUUCCUGGAAUGAAAAAUAUGCGUCUUAAGGAUUUUCCAAAUUUUAUUAGAACUACAGAUAAGAAUGAUAUUAUGGUUAACUUCCUCAUUCGUGAAUCUGAGAGAGCUGCAAGAGCUUCAGCUGUCAUUUUGAACACAUUUGAUCCAUUUGAACAAGAUGUGUUGGAUUCUAUGUCCUCAAUGCUUUCUCGUAUAUACACAAUUGGCCCACUUGUGUUGCUUGCUGAUCAGAUUAAGGACGAUAAAUUGAAAUCAAUAAGGUCCAAUCUAUGGAAAGAAGAACAGGGGUGUCUAGAAUGGCUAAAUUCAAAAGAACCCAACUCUGUAGUAUAUGUAAAUUACGGUAGUAUAACUGUCAUGACACCUGAGAAACUUAUUGAGUUUGCUUGGGGGUUAGCAAACAGUGAAAAACCCUUCUUGUGGGUUAUAAGGCCUGAUCUUGUGGUAGGAAAUUCGGCUGUUGUUCCUCACGAAUUCGUUACCAAAACUAAACGUAGAAGUAUGUUAGCAAGUUAUUGUUCCCAAGAACAAAUCCUAAAGCACCCAUCAAUAGGGGGGUUUUUAACGCAUAGUGGGUGGAAUUCAACGCUUGAAAGUGUAUGCAGUGGAGUGCCAAUGAUCUCUUGGCCCUUCUUUGCCGAGCAACAGACGAACUGUCGAUACUGCUGUACUAAUUGGGGCAUUGGAAUGGAAAUAGAUAAUAAUGUUAAGAGAAAUGAAGUGGAGAAUCUUGUAAGAGAGUUAAUGGACGGUGAAAAAGGUAAAGAAAUGAAGAAAAAGGCAAUGGAGUGGAAGACAAAGGCUGAAGAUGCUGUCAAACCUGGCGGUUCUUCUUACCAGAACUUGGACAAAUUGAUAGCCGAAGUUCUAUUAGUUGGAAAUGUUUAAGCAAACAAAAUUUACUUUCUAGCUUUGAAUGAACUAGCAUUCUUAGUCUCGUUUACUACAUGUGUUUAUUUAUAUAUAUAAUUGAUUCCCACUUUUGUUGUAAUAAAUUCCAAUUAAAUUGUGUAAUUUUUUUUUUUUUUGGUGAAAAAUUGAAUUGUGUAAUUUGGUUAAUCAAUGUUCUAUUAGAUAAUGGUAA